GGCAAAAUGCUGACCUGAAUGGUAAAUUCAAGCUUCCAAUGAAGAACGAGUUCAUUCCAACUAACUUUUAGAUUCUGCCAUUGGAAAAAGAUGCGACACAAUACCCUGCCCUUGUCAAGGACACUGCUAUGAGCAAACUAUGGUUCAAGCAAGAUGACAAAUUUUUUUUGCCGAAAGCUUGUCUCAACUUUGAAUUUUUCAGCCCAUUUGCUUACGUGGAUCCCUUGCAUUGUAACAUGGCCUAUUUGUACCUUGAACUACUCAAAGACUCCCUCAACGAGUAUGCAUAUGCAGCAGAACUAGCUGGCUUUAACUAUGAUCUCCAAAAUACCAUCUAUGGGAUGUAUCUUUCUGUAAAAGGUUAUAAUGACAAGCAACCUAUCUUGCUUAAGAUCAUUGAGAAAAUGGCUACUUUUGAGAUUGAUGAAAAACGAUUUGAAAUUAUCAAGGAAGCGGCAAAGAAUGCAAAGAAUUUCCCAGAUGCCUCUGUACUUUUUCUAACCAAGUCAGCACAGGGAAGCAACUUAAUCUACUUUACAAUAGUUGUAAUUAGAAGCAAAUUAAUCUACUUUUUUUGUACACUGUAACCUGAUGUUUUCUUCAAAUUCUCAGGUAAGCCCCAUGAAAAG
Messenger RNA from Tyto alba (common barn owl), 629 nucleotides. Its product is annotated as insulin-degrading enzyme-like. Gene Ontology annotation, cellular component: peroxisomal matrix; mitochondrion; cytosol. Lineage: Eukaryota; Metazoa; Chordata; Aves; Strigiformes; Tytonidae. The transcript has 5 exons. The coding region runs from base 129 to 587 and encodes 152 amino acids. Gene Ontology annotation, biological process: peptide catabolic process. The record is from RefSeq and is a predicted model, not a curated record. Gene Ontology annotation, molecular function: metalloendopeptidase activity; metal ion binding.